UCUGGCUGUUCCGUCCUCGCCGCCGUGCAGCCCACUUCUUCCUCGCAGGGGGAGCUGACUUGAUGCGCAUAAUAAAUCACCUCUGCAAGAUUCCUUUUCAAGCCCAUUUCCAGACCUGCGCGCGUUUGAUUUGAGAGGCGAGAGUCGUGCCUCUUGACUGGGGGAUGAUUUAAAUGUGAUUCUGCACAGAAAACAACGUGGGUGUUGUUUGUGUGUGUGUGUGCGCGCGCGUGUGUGUGUGUGUGAGUGUGUGUGUGCCUGUGUGUGUGUGUGUGUGUGUGUUUUUGUGAUGGGGAGUGGAGGAGAAGGGGGAGAACAGCGAUAUGAAACGCGUGUGUUUAUGCCUCCUGCGCUACCCGUUAUCUCUGACUGACCACCGGCUCAAUUUCACCUGUAUGAACGACCUUGCGAUUGUGACCGAAAUUUUCCUAACAAGGUUUCCAUGGAGGAUCAAUUUGUCGCUUUUUCUGUGAGGGCUGAAUUUGGUUCCCGCUGGUCUCAAGAUAUUUCAAGAUAAGAGGUAAUUGCAUACUGGUAUGCCAAGAUGUCAGCUGGAAUAUCUGUGAUGAAUGCAGCUCAGGCCUUCAAAGUAAGUACACUCCCACUCUUCCAGCUGGGCUAUUUGUUCAACCAGCCUGUUACUUGGAUGCAGGUGGAGUGUGAUGGAGGUGCUAGAUAUCGUCAUUAUACAUUGUUUUUUUUUUUCAUGUCAGUUAACCCAGAGGUGUGUUGGUUCAGGAAGGUAUCCUCCUUGAUUGAGUGAUUCACCCAGUAAAGCUUUCUCACCCCCUUCUAUCACCAUCGUCGUUAGCACCAUUACUGUGUUUAGUGCAAGGUGAGAAAGUGCAUGAGUGUGUGUGUGAGUGUGUGUAAGAGUGUGUGUGUGUGUGUGCGUGUGUGUGUGCGAGCGCAGAUACAUGCUUGUGUACAUGUGAAUCACUGAGUGAUCUGCUCCUGGGUAAUAUCACUGACAGGAUUCUGUAUUUAGCAUUUGUAAAUGAUUUAUUAGAGCUGCAUUAAAAAAAAAAAGGAACACAUGGCAUCAGCUGUUACACGGUGCCAUCCCUAACAAAACCCCAUUACAAAUGCAAACCAUAACAUGCAAAGUCGACAGUAGUGUAAUACCCACUGUACCUUCCACACACCAAUCCACAGUCCUGAGGUGCCAGCAGUUUGCACACUGUGGGCCUAUCACUGAGGUAUGGCAUGCAGGACUCUACUUGAGAGGAAGCGUACCAAUCCCAUUUUGCAGACUUUGGGUGAACAAAAAGGACCGAGCAAACAUGAAAGGUCCAAGUCUCCUCAGGCAGCCAGAGAGUGAAUCCGUCCAAGUGAAGGAUGAGCCUGGGCGUUGGUCGCUCCUGUAAUAGAUUGGCAUGGGCUUCCUCCCAUAUGCCUCUGGUAUCACCCUCAGACAUCUCUGGGUGCAAGUUGGCCACAUCACAGGGCACAAAGUGACACCGCCUGGAUCUUCACUUAAUUGGAAAUGUCAAGCUCCCCUCUCUCAGAGAACACGAGUGCCAUUUCAAAGCUUAUUGGAUGAAAGUCUCAUUUGCCCUUGGCUGCCAAAGAUGACGUUGCCGUGGAAACAGCUUCUACUGUUAUCAAUCAUCGACUGUCUGGCAGAUUGUCUGGACAGUGGAUCGUACCAUGGUCCAAGAUGGCGGAUGGAGCCAGGUGACUUAUUCAUUCCUGUGGACUCCAUAGAGGAAGAGGCUACUCUGACUUGUGAUGCUAAGGGAGCCACACCUCUUCAGUACAGAUGGUCUUUGAAUGGGACUCUCAUAAAUCUGGAUCUGGAUCGCCGGCGGCGUCUGUCUGGGGGCAACCUCAUUAUAAGCAGUCUGGACCGUUACCAGGAUGUAGGGAUGUACCAGUGUAUGGCCUACAACACUGUAGGAGCGAUCCUCAGCAGGAGAGCAAGUCUGCAGUUUGCCUACUUAGAUCAUUUCAAAGUCCAUACCAGAAGCGCGGUAUCAGUCCGAGAGGGACAAGGAGUGGUGUUGCUUUGUGGAACGCCCACUUCCUCAGGAGACCUUACUUAUGCAUGGGUCUUCAAUGAGUACCCGUACUUUGUUCAGCAAGACAAUCGACGUUUCGUCUCCCAGCAGACGGGAAACCUUUACAUUGCCAAGGUGGAGCCCUCUGAUGUGGGUAACUACACUUGUGUAGUGAUGAACAGCAUCACAAAGGGCAAAGUUCAUAGCUCACCUACGUCUCUGAUCCUCAGGACAGAUGGAGUGAUGGGUGAAUACGAGCCGAAAAUAGAAGUUAAUUUCCCAGACAAUGUACCCUCCGCAAAAGGAUCAACAGUUACGCUGGAGUGUUUCGCCCUUGGGAACCCUGUCCCAGAGAUCACCUGGAAGAGGGCAAAUGGAGUUCCCUUCCCCAGCAAAGUCAAAAUGAAGUACUCCAACGCUGUGCUAGAGAUCCCCAGCUUCCAGCAGGACGAUACGGGAGCGUACGAGUGUGUGGCAGAGAACAAGAUGGGCAAGAACACAGCCACUGGUCGACUGGCAUUCUAUGCCAAACCUCAGUGGAUCCAGACCAUGAAGGACACAGCCCUGGCCAUAGAGGAGAGACUAUACUGGGAGUGUCGAGCCAAUGGCAAGCCUAAACCUUCCUACACGUGGCUGAAGAACGGCCAACAGCUGCUCUCAGAGGACAGAAUCCAUGUGGAGGACGGAGUGCUGUCAGUGUCAGUGCUGACACUGUCUGACGCCGGCAUGUACCAGUGUGUGGCUGAGAAUAAACACGGCGUCAUAUAUUUUGCUGCUGAACUAAUGGUUUUAGCCUCUCCUCCAGACUUCACAGGGAACGUCCUCAGAGCUUUGCUCAAAGCCAAGGCAGGAACUACAGUGACUUUAGAGUGUAAACCCCAGGCCUAUCCUAUCGCCAGCAUUUUGUGGAAGAAAGGAAACCUGCCUAUCCACACCAAUGACAGGAUCACACUUUCCCCAGAUGGAACACUGAGGCUUGCCAACGUGAGCAAGUCUGAUGCUGGCAGCUAUACAUGUUUCGCUAGGAAUAGAUUUGGCAUGUCUAGUACAACUGGAAGGCUCCUUGUUACCGAUCCAACCAGAAUCAUCCAGGGGCCAGUGGACAUGGAGAUCAUUGUGGGCGAGAGCAUCGUGUUACCCUGUCAGGUCAUUAGUGACCCCGUCCUUGACGUUUCUUUCUCCUGGGCCUUCAACGGACAGCUCAUCGCCAAGGGGGACGGUCACUUUGAGCUAGUGGGUGGGAGAACAGCAGGAGAUCUGAUGAUCAGGAACAUUCAGCUUUACCAUGAUGGCAAAUAUAUCUGCGUGGUGGACACGGAUGUGGAGAGCCUGUCAGCCGUGGCUGUAUUGAUUGUGAAAGGCUCCCCCAGCCCUCCAGACUCAGUGACAGUGGAUGAGGUGACAGACAGCACAGCCCAGCUGACCUGGAGCCCCGGCAGAGACAACGGCAGCCCCAUCACCAAUUACCUCAUCCAAACCAGGACUCCUUUCACUGUGGGCUGGCAGAGGGUUAACACAGUCCCUGAGAUAAUCGAUGGGAACACACUGACAGCCACUGUGGUGGACCUUAAUGCCUGGGUGGAGUAUGAGUUUCGGGUUUUGGCCAAAAACAGUGUUGGGGUGGGAGAACCCAGCCCUGUGUCAGUCAAGACCAGGACAGAGGACGCAGUUCCUGAUGCAGCGCCAGGUGACGUGGGUGGAGGAGGUGGAAGCAGAUCUGAACUGGUCAUCACAUGGGAGCCUGUCCCUGAAGAACUACAGAAUGGUGAGAGCUUUGGUUACAUCAUUGCUUUCCGCGCCUUCGGAGAAGUUAGCUGGACCCAUGUGGCCACCUCUGCCCCCGGUGCAUCCCGCUAUGUGUACCGCAACGACAGCAUUGCCCCCUUCUCCCCUUUUCAUGUCAAGGUUGGCACUUACAACAGCAAAGGACAGGGUCCCUUCAGCCCCGUGGUCACCAUCUACUCUGCAGAGAUAGAGCCAAGUGGGAUGCCAGCGGGAGUUUGGGCCAGAAGUGUUUCAGCCUCUGAGAUUGAGGUGAAUUGGCAGGCUCUCUCCUUCACCCCUGAAAGGGUUCUGGGCUAUGAGGUGGUGUACUGGGAAGAUGACACCAAACCAGAGACCAUGGGGAAGGUUAGGGUGCCUUGGAACCAAACCUCGGUCACAGUGAGCGGCUUGACUGGAAACACACAGUAUUUCCUUACAGUCAGCGCCUUCAACACAGCAGGCACCGGCCCGUUCCUCCCUGCAAUCAAUGUCACCACAAAAAAGCCACCACCAGCCCAACCACCGCUGAAUGUCGAAUGGACCCUAAUUGGCUCUCAUCUGUCUCUUUACUGGGAACCUGUGGUGGCGAUGGAAUCAGAGUCAGAAGUUACAGGAUACCAACUGUCAUACAGGAGACAGAGAUACAAAGAGGUAAACACACUCACAACAGCCAAUUCAACAGCUGACUUGACCCUCCCCGAGGACGACGAUGACUACAUCAUCCUCAUUCAGACGCUGAGCGAAGGAGGGCUGGGCCCAGCCUCAGAUCCCAUACGAAUCCACCAAAUGAGUAUGAGCGCCCGCGGCUCGAGAGCCUGGAGUGUGGACAUCUCCCCCCUCUCCCUGCUCCUCGCCAUCGCAAUAUUAACAUUCAGGUCAACUUCGUGACACAAUGACAGACUCUGCUCUGUUUUUCAACCUUCAGUAUUAUUAUUCUUUUCUUUAAUUUGUGAAAGUUGCUGAAGUUUUUUUUUUUCCUCUCUCUCUUUUUUGGAGGUGACCACAUACUAUUUUGCUGUGUAGUUUGCGGGUACGAGGCAGCGCGAGAGUGGAGCAGUGCUGUCAGACACUUUAAUUAACAGUAAAUGCUUGAGCUUUUUUUUUUUUUUUUUUUUUACAUAGGUCUGUUGGUCUCUUGGGAACAAUGCUCCAUUUCAACCCUUUUUUCGACUCUAGAAUGAUACAGAUGCCUUACUUCCAUCCAUGUGCCAAAGUAGUUUCAGCCUUCUUGUUGUUCUUGCUAAGAUAGCUACAUGCUUUCCUCAACAUUUUAUUCCUAACAGUCUCUUCUUAUUGAAGGUCUUAGUGUACCUGGCAGACAGCCGUGAUGAGAAGUUGUGUUUUGUAUUUUUGGAAAUUUUGAGUUUACCUCCCCACAUCUGAAUUGGCGAGUAGGAACAUGUUCAUUCACCCGUGCCCGUGCCUUUGGAGAUUCUUGUAACGGCAUCACUUACAGACACUAGUCAGUGAUACUUAGUGUUUUAGACAUUCUGCAGCUCAUUCUCCUCAUCUUUACGUGCUGCAUUAAAAAUUGGUUGUGUCCCAGAUUAAAACUCAUUCAACACUUCACAUCACCAGUGUUUGCCAUUUGCUGAAUGUACAAUGAGGGCUCCUAAAGGUUUAAAUGCUUCAGACCAGUUAUUGUGAUAGCCCACUGAUUGAUGGAUUGGACUUUACUCUGCAUUUACAAAGAUUACAUCUGCCUGAAAACAGCAGUAGAGGGAGAGGUGCACAACUGCCAGUGUAUUUCCGUCAUCUCUAGUGCUGAAACAAUCAAUCAAACAGUCAAUCGACAGAAAGUUAAUCAACAACCAGUUAAGUUAUUUAUCAAGGAAAAAUGCCAAACAUUGACUGGUGUGAGAAUUUGCUGAUUGUCUCUGUUUUAGAUGCAAGGUAUAAUACCAGACGAGGUACACUUAGAGGAUAUUAUUCUGCUGUAUGCCAUGGCCACUUGACAACAAUCUGCCAUAUCCCAUCAAAUUACUAUAACAUCAGUUGUUCUUCCGUAGAACGGAGUGAAACAAAAUGAUAAUUUAGUCUCAUUAUCAGGCUGUAGGAGAGAAUCUUCUCUGAAGGAAAUGUUUUACAUUUUAGGAAACACAAUCAAUCCAUAUCAUAUCUGUGUGCAUUACCUAUAGAGUCAGGGCCGUGAGUCAAUUAGCAUAGCUUAGCAUAAAGACUGGAAGUAAGGGGGAAACAGUUAGCCCGACUCUAUCCAAAGCUCAAAAAUCCACCUACCAGCACCUCUGAAGCUCAGUAAUUAACACACUGUAUCUCAUUUGUUUAAUUUAGUAGUCAGUGCACAUACAUGAGAAUGGUAUUGAUUGUCUCAUCUAAAUCUCAGAAAGAAAGUGAAAACCAUACACGUAUUUCCCAAAAUGUUGAACUAUUCCUUUAAAGAGUAAUUUCACCCUCAACAUAUGAAGUAACACACAAACUAUAAGAACAAAGACUAGCAGUUUAAUACUUUUUGAGCAUGAAAGUUCAUUGUUGACGUCGGGAACAACAGUUUGACAAAAUAAUCUCAACUCCACUUACUAGCAUUUUCCAGAGCUUUCAACCACAUCUCACAGUUAUCCUCAUUGAAUGGAGUUAGCUCAGUUGUCAUUGAUUAUCAUAAAACCGAAGUUCUAUUCUUAGACCACGUGUUGACGACUGAACCAACUCAAUGACAACUCAGUAAACUCCGUUUGCUGAUGAAGACUGUGAGACAUGGUUGAAAGCCCUGGAAAUAUCUAGUAAGUGUACUUUAUCUUUACCAAUUUAAUACUGGUGCAUAGCAACAAAUAAACAUGUGUGUCAGAAGUGUACGAUUAUUCUGUCCAGUUACUUGAAAUAAAGGGACGCCCACCAGCCAAUCAGAAUCAAGAAUUCUCAGUGGCCAUGGUUAAAUAUCGCAGAUUCAAUAUCUUUGGGUUUUGGACAGUCGGUCCGACAAAACAAGCAAUUUGAAAAUUGUGAUGUGUUAUUCUUUUUUAAUGUUUUCUGACAUUUUAUAGACCGAUUGAUUAAUAGGACAUACAAUCAACAGAUUAAUCAGUAAUCACCUGUUCAACACAGUUGCUGUGCUACUCAACGCGCAUCAUCAGCCAUUUCAGUCGAGACGAGAGGUUUAAAGUGCUGCCAACUGUGCCAGUCUGAUAAUUGAAAUCGAGCCACCAGCUUAGACAUUAUUUGGCAAAAUGUAUGGUCAGCUGUGUUUUAAUACGUUGUGAAUCUGUCCUUUGUUGUCAGUUGAAUUGGCUUUUUUAUGUGGUAUGUGUUGUCAUUGUUUGUUGUAUUUCAGCAAGACCCCACUGCUCAGGUAUUCAGACCUGCUUCAUCUUACCUUUCAAUAGUCCUAAAACGGCAGGAGCAGAUAGAUCAGAAACCUGUCAGCACAUGACACAAGGGUCUAUUUAACAGUCUGACUUGACGAAUGGAAAGCCUGAUAUGUGCCAUGAUUUAGCAGACAUUAAAACAUCUUAAUAAAUUAGAGCAGGCCCGAGGGGCUUCUAUGGGAAAAGGGCAUAGGAGUAAUGGCACUAAUGACACCCACACAAGACUAAUAUAUCAGGAUUUAGGGAGGACUAAAUCAGGACAAUCCCAUCAAGAUGACACCAGAAAGAUUCAAGGGUGUGUGUGUGUGAGAGUGAGAGAGAGAGAGAGACAGAGAGCCAGCAUGUACAUCUUUGUUACUUUACCCUACAGUGUCAUGGACAAAUGUUUUCAAACCUAUUCUGCUAUUUGGAAAAAAAAAUAGUUUCAACUCAUUUGUUGUACUUAACUGUGGUUCAGGGCUUUGGGCAACUAAAGCAUUGUGGAUAUUCAAAUAGACUAAUACAAGGUCAAUAUGGGAGGUUGAAAAAAAUGAGUUUAACCGAAGGAGGAGUUGAAAUAUCAAAUUACAGUGGACUGCCAGUGCAAAGGAAUAAGUUUAAAAGCUCCAGAAUCCAAGGCCAGUGUGGUGCACCUUGCAGUUCGUAUUAAAACACGAGGACAAACUGUUUUCUUCCCCGAUGCGUGUUAAUAACUUUCUCAAAGCAGUCUUUGAAUCCUGUUAUGUUGUUUUUGUGGCUUUACGUGUGGUUUAAUCUGUAUACAUUCUCUCAUCAAGGAAUGUCAUUGUUAAGCUAACAAAUGUUUACACAGGAAAAGCAUCUUUCUGACUGAUUUAUUGAUUAUAUUGAACCGAAAAAAAAGACAUUACACCGUUUAUGAACUUGUGUCUUGGGUACAUAGAAGCAUUGCCAACCUCUUUGUUUUGUAACGUAUCAGUACUGUGGAGAUGUUUUGAUUUUCUCUUUUUUUAAUGUUUGAUAUGGUUCCUAAUUGUUUUUCUUUUUCUCUUCCAACAAUUCUGCACAAAGGUCAAGUGUUGCUUUAAAAGGAAGAAUUAAGAGUCACUGUUGGCUCAUUCAAAAGCCAGUGCGAUGAGAUCUCUUUUGCCUCCAUACAGUAGACUUUACAUACUGUAUGUAUUUUGUUGUGAUUUGAAGCAGUUUCCCCAACUGGGAGACCAAACUGUGGUGUCCUACUUCCAAUUGUAAUUCUCAGUCAAACCCAGAAUUUGAAAAAUACAGCAGAGAGUAACAUUUCUCAGCAGCUGCUAUCACACACAGCCUUUUGGUGCAAUGACACAAACGUUACCUGUUACAAGGUAGUCGGCCAGUGCACAGCAGAUAAUACAAGUUGUACUAUCUACUAGUACUUCUUGUCUUUUUAUACCAAUACAGUUUUCCAAUUUUAUUGCUACUUUGAAGAUCAGAAAAGGCAGAAUUGAUCAGAAAAUUAAUAAACGAGUUACCCGAAAAUUCUUAAUUCCGUAAAGAUUGAUGAAGAAACACAAUUAGCGCUCUGGGUGACAACGCUUGGCCUUUCUGUUGUGACUCCUCAGUAUUUUGAUGUCCAGGUGAUCUCCGUGAGAUCGUGGCAGUAACGUUUUCACAUUGAAAAGUCAUCAGCUGAUCUUGAUAUGCUGAAGCUGUGCAUGUAUGAUAUCGUUUGGUGCAUUUGUGUUUUCUAAAUGAGCGAGUUAAUAAAAACAAUUCACUGAG
Molecule: messenger RNA, 8800 nt
Organism: Thunnus maccoyii (southern bluefin tuna)
Lineage: Eukaryota; Metazoa; Chordata; Actinopteri; Scombriformes; Scombridae
Gene: cntn3a.2
Product: contactin 3a, tandem duplicate 2
Exons: 25
Coding region: 1377-4652 (1091 amino acids)
Biological process (GO): cell-cell adhesion; brain development
Molecular function (GO): cell-cell adhesion mediator activity
Source: RefSeq, a predicted model, not a curated record